AUGGAUCUACUAUUAUUUGAAGCUCUCAUGCAACUUCCACCAUCAACAAGAGACACCGUUGUAAAAGUGCUGGAUCAUGCAAGCCAAAACCACCCUACUGAUCAUGAUGAAGAUUAUCCAAAAAGAAUAUGCUUACGAGAAGAAGAAGAGUGUGCUACAGGCACAGUUUGUGUUGAGCCAAGAUUACAAAGUAGUGACUCUGAAGAAUAUUCUUCUUCUCGCUCUUCUAAGACGGUGACAGAAGAAGAGUGUGGACAGUGUUCAAUGGACGAUGAUGAUGAUGAUGAGACAACUUCUCCUUCUUCUUCAGAGACGGUGGAACAACGAAUGAUACUGUACAAGCCACAACAAGAAGAGUAUGAAGAAGACGACGUCGUUUCGACCGAGCUUACGUUGGGAAGUAGUAGCGCACAGCCAUCACGGCAACAAGAAGAACCUUCCUCUUCUUCACCGUCUGAAGAUGAUACAACGGCUCUCUUACUCGUCGAGCUAUGCCGCAUUAGGCCUAUGCAACUUCAAACACAAACUCAGACGCCACACAAGUUUGAUUCGUACAAGUGUGAUGUAUGUGGAAAAGAGUUUACUUCGUACCAAGCCUUAGGUGGACACAAGGCUAGCCACCGAGUUAAGCUGCAACAACCACUUGUUGAAAACGCAAACGCAGAAGCUGGAGGAAAAACGCGGCCCAGGAUGGCCCCAUCGGGUAAAAUACACAAGUGUUCUAUAUGUAACGUUGAGUUUCCUACGGGACAAGCUCUCGGUGGACAUAAACGUCGUCACUACGAAGGUGUUCUAAGCGGUAACAAACGUAGUCAUGACGAGGUUAUAGCUGGGGACAGGUCCGUUCCCAAUCAUGAGAGUAUUGUAACAAAGUCGUCGGGUCCAAUGCAGAGUUUUGUAGGCGAUCACAAAUGUAGUCACGACGAGGUUAUAGCGGGAGACAAGUCGAGUCCCAAUCAUGAGAGUGAUGUAACAAACAUGUCGGGUCGGAAGCAGAGUUUUGUAGGCGAUCACAAACGUAGUCACGACGAGGUCAUAACGGGAGACAAGUCGAGUCCCAAACAUGAGAGUGAUGUAACAAAAAGUCCAGGUCGAAGUUUUAUAGGGUUGUUCGAUCUUAAUGAAUUUCCGUUGCAAGAGUUUGAUGAUAACAACAUGCAAGAAGUUGAUGAGUUUGAAAGUGCAAUUGUAGCGAACAAGACGCUACAAUUAAUAGAUCUGAUUUGA
This is a messenger RNA of Brassica napus (rape), 1227 nucleotides long. RefSeq names its product zinc finger protein AZF2. Gene Ontology annotation, molecular function: DNA-binding transcription factor activity. The transcript has a single exon. The record is from RefSeq and is a predicted model, not a curated record. The coding region runs from base 1 to 1227 and encodes 408 amino acids. NCBI's taxonomy places the organism in Eukaryota, Viridiplantae, Streptophyta, Magnoliopsida, Brassicales, Brassicaceae.